This is a messenger RNA of Puccinia triticina, 816 nucleotides long. RefSeq lists its product as uncharacterized. NCBI's taxonomy places the organism in Eukaryota, Fungi, Basidiomycota, Pucciniomycetes, Pucciniales, Pucciniaceae. The transcript is spliced from 2 exons. The coding region runs from base 1 to 816 and encodes 271 amino acids. The record is from RefSeq and is a predicted model, not a curated record.
AUGCUUAUGGAUUUAAACGCGUUCCCACCGGAUGAGCUUCCAACUACGUCUCGACUCUGUUCCUUACAACCGACUCCUUCAUCAGAUGCUCCGAAAAGAGACUAUGUCGCACAGAGUUACCCGCACUGGUUGGCCUCCGCGUCAAAUAACUUUCCGGCGAAUGAUCAUUCGGCUAAUCCCCGCAAGCGGAAGAAUGUUGAUGCUGGUAUAGAAAAGAUGGCGCUCAUUGACCCGGCCCAAUGGCAGAAGACUAGUUUAGAGUACCAAAAGGACUUGGAAGUCGAAAAUGAAGUUAGUAAACCGCAAACAGCUGAGCCCGUCAACUCGCAAGAAAAAGAAAAACCAGUGAUUGAGAAAUCCGGCACUUCGCGCAAUGAUCGAAAUAUGGACAUUAGCCGACUCGAAGAAAGUGAAAGAAAACGUGUACCGUUCAACGUUAAAAACUGGAGUUUUGUUAGAACAAAUUCGAACAUUCAAAGUAAUGAGGAUAACGAGACGGUGAAGAAUUUUUUCAAAGCUAUGACAGCAUGGAAAAGCGAUGUUGAAUUGAGUGCAUUGAAACUAGAGCCUCAUCAACACGGUAAUGAAGAGUUCUGGCUUCCAAAACAGUAUGAAACAUCCUUUAUUGGCCGGUUUAGAGACAAUGUAGUAGGCUAUCCAGAUGAGGAAAUCUUACCACGUAGUGCCAGAGGAUUAGAGAUUUUGAAGACCAUCUUGAAACUAUCAGAUGAAAAACUCGAUCUUGAACGUUACCCGGUUUUUUCGAACCACAUCUCCUUCUUUGUCUUUUUAACGAACAUGAAAGUGGAAUAUUAA